Trichechus manatus latirostris (Florida manatee) is the source of this 958-nucleotide messenger RNA. RefSeq names its product complement C1q binding protein (gene C1QBP). Gene Ontology annotation, biological process: regulation of complement activation; negative regulation of mRNA splicing, via spliceosome; cytosolic ribosome assembly. Gene Ontology annotation, cellular component: plasma membrane; mitochondrial matrix; nucleus. The coding region runs from base 167 to 703 and encodes 178 amino acids. NCBI's taxonomy places the organism in Eukaryota, Metazoa, Chordata, Mammalia, Sirenia, Trichechidae. The record is from RefSeq and is a predicted model, not a curated record. Gene Ontology annotation, molecular function: kininogen binding; transcription corepressor activity; complement component C1q complex binding. The transcript is spliced from 5 exons.
AUCUGGCUGCAGUAACCUGGGUCAUUGUUUUAUGCUUUAGACUGAUUGGCUUAUUUUUUUCUGUGUCAUCUGGUUCUUCAUUCUAGGAGACAAAGCUUUUGUUGAGUUCCUGAAUGAUGAAAUUAAGGAGGAAAAGAAGAUCCAGAAGCAUAAGUCCCUCCCCAAGAUGUCUGGAGGUUGGGAGCUGGAAGUGAAUGGGACAGAAGCUAAAUUAGUGCGGAAAGUUGCUGGGGAAAAGAUCACUGUCAGUUUUAACAUUAACAAUAGCAUCCCACCAACAUUUGAUGGGGGGGAGGAGGAGACCUCAGAAGGGCAGAAGGUUGAAGAAAAAGAGCCUGAACUGACGUCCACUCCCAAUUUUGUGGUUGAAGUUACAAAGAGUGACGGCAAGAAGGCCCUUGUUCUGGACUGCCAUUAUCCAGAGGAUGAGGUUGGACAAGAGGAGGAGGAGGAGAGUGACAUUUUCUCCAUCAGGGAAGUGAGUUUUCAGUCCACUGACAAAUCCGACUGGACGGACACUGAGUACACACUCAACACCGAUUCCCUGGACUGGGCCUUGUAUGACCACCUAAUGGAUUUCCUUGCGGACCGAGGGGUGGACAACACUUUCGCAGAUGAGUUGGUGGAGCUCAGCACAGCCCUGGAGCACCGGGAGUACAUUACUUUUCUAGAAGAUCUCAGAAGUUUUGUCAAGAUCCAGUAGAGCAGACAGAGACACUGAAAACCUUUAAUUUUAUGGCAGGCUUUGGCCAGUGAACAAAACCUACUCUAAAGGCCAGACACAUGUGCUUUGAAAUGGUUAUCAUGCUAAUAUCAUGGAAAGAAAUUCAAGCUUAAAUUAUUUCUGUUGUACUCUUGUUUAGUAUUCAUUUAGUCCUUCUCUACAAAUCUAUUAUUUCUAGAUCUUUUUCUUUUUGGUAUAACAUAAUAAUGGACAAUAAAACCAGUUUAUCCCUUC